AUGUCGGGAGUUUACGACCUGCAAAAGAAGUAUGACGACCUCCCUGACAAACGGCGUUACUGGCCCACACCAGCAGGGUCGGCGGAGCCGCACUCAUCCCUGUGGAAUGGUCUGCGUCAUUACACUGCCCAGCGCCUGACGUCCGAGGACCAGAACCGUCGAGUGUUCUACGAGGGGACUACGGCGGACGAGAUACUGGACACUAACUCGACGCGCAUUGGCAUUGGAUACUGGACCAAGUGUGUUGCCGGUCGAGGCGUGCUGAUUGAUUAUCUCUCGUGA
Aspergillus tanneri is the source of this 282-nucleotide messenger RNA. RefSeq lists its product as uncharacterized. The transcript has 2 exons. NCBI's taxonomy places the organism in Eukaryota, Fungi, Ascomycota, Eurotiomycetes, Eurotiales, Aspergillaceae. Bases 1 to 282 code for a protein of 93 amino acids. The record is from RefSeq and is a predicted model, not a curated record.